Caenorhabditis bovis is the source of this 1380-nucleotide messenger RNA. NCBI's taxonomy places the organism in Eukaryota, Metazoa, Nematoda, Chromadorea, Rhabditida, Rhabditidae. The record is from the annotation of a GenBank genome assembly.
AUGAUUUUUGAUGCGGUGAUUGGAUUUCGAAUAGAACAUGUGAGAUACAGAAAUCCGGAUGAAUUCCGUGUGAAACGGGCUCCACGAGUUCGAAGCCAAAACGACAUUGCUGUGAACAUUUCAAAAUUAUUGAACAAUGUUCUUGAAGAUUAUGACCAACACUUUCGGCCAGGAUUCAACACGAAAACAGCCACCAAAGUGUACAUCGACCUUUUUGUGAAUACAAUGGGACCUGUUGCCGAUUUAGCAUAUACCUACUCUUUCAAUUGUUAUUUUCGUCAAAAAUGGACCGACGAACGAUUGCAUUUUAGCAACAUCGGUACUAAAUCUAAACAAUUGUCAUUAAGUAUGGCAAUGCUUGAUAAAAUAUGGAAACCUGAUACUUACUUUUGGAACGGCGCCGGUUCGUAUGUUCAUCAAAUAACUACACCAAAUCGAUUGGUUCGAUUGGAGCCUGAUGGCACAAUUCUUUACUCUAGCCGCAUAACCGUCAAUGCUCGUUGUAAGAUGGAUAUGAAGCGAUACCCUUUAGAUAAACAAGCUUGUCGCUUAAUAAUUGGCUCAUAUGCAUAUUCUUCCGAUGAAGUUCAAUACAUUUGGAGAAUUCUGGACGAAGAUAAGGGCGUUAAAGUGAACUACGAAACUAUUGCCGAUCUUCCACAGUUCUCUUUGACUGGAUUAAAAGUGUACGACCCCGCAAAUAUUACAAGAGACCGGAAUUAUUCAGCACUGGAAGUUCAAUUUUAUUUUGAUCGACAUUUUGGAUAUUUUCUCAUGAAUUUUUAUGUCCCUUGUGCUUUGAUAGUUUUGCUGUGCUGGGUCGCCUUCUUCACCAAACGAGAGGCAACCGCCGAAAGAAUUGGUAUCGGAAUCACAAAUGUUCUAACAAUUGUUUUAAUCUCAUUGGAUAGUAAAACGGAUUCACCGAAGACCGACAGCCCUACAGCAUUGGACGUUUACAUGUGGAUUUGCUAUAUCGCACACCUCAUUUGUAUGAUAGAAUUUACUGUGAACGUGCCAUUUACUCGAAAAAACCGGUUUAUGUCGAUGAAACAUCCAAAAGAAUAUCAAAAAUUGGAAAGAAGCCGACCUACUCGGAAAAUUAGUCAUAAUGAGAGUGGGCGAGACGACAGCUCUCCAUCUUUAAAUCUUGAAACAAUACGACAGGAAAAUGUUGGAUGGAGACUUUACUACUGGAUGAGUGACAGAAAUAUUACCACCGAUCCAUUUGGUGUUGCCCAAAAUUCGAUCAGCCGAAUCGACCGGCUCGCAGUUGUUGUCGCCCCAAUCGCCUUCGUCGUCACUAUUUUAAUCUAUUACGAUUUCUAUGUGAAUCGGCCGUUUAAUUUCGAGUUUGACAAUGAGUUUCGAGUAGUUUAA